AUACUCGGGAGUAGACUCCAACAUCUCUUCCCCCUCCCUGUCUCACUUAAAAUCACUGAGCUCCUACCAUAAAUCGGCCGUGCGCCACCACCCGCCGCCGUGCUCCGCCCCUCCAACCACCAAAAAGAACUCAUCAUCUGGCGAAUUCAGAAUGCUCUGCUGGAAGAACUCCGCCAACAGCCGCCGCCGCGGUUCCGUGCCGGUGUACCUGAGCGUCUACGAUCUCACCACCGCUAACGGCUACGCCUAUUGGUUCGGCCUCGGGGUUCAUCACUCCGGCGUUCAAGUGCACGGGGUGGAGUUUGCGUUCGGAGCACACGAGUAUCCGACGGCGGGGAUUUUCGAGGGGGAGCCGAAGAAGUGCGAGGGGUACCGAUUCCGGAGGUCGGUUUUGGUGGGUUGGUCGGAUAUGAGCGUGGGAGAGGUGAGGGCAGUAAUGGAAAGCCUUGCCCAAAAGUACAGAGGGAAUGCUUACAAUCUCAUCACCAAGAACUGCAACCAUUUCUGCAAUGAUGCUUGCAUUAGGCUCACUGGAAAUGGGAUCCCGAGUUGGGUCAACCGACUCGCUCGAAUCGGUAGCAUGUGCAGAUGUUUAGUACCGAUGAGAUUAAACACCACCAAAGUUCGUCACCACAGGAUUGAGGACAGACCAUCUAGUCAAGCAGCAACUGGCGGCGCCGGCGGUGGUAAUGGUGGUGGUGGCGGCGGCGGUGGAAGAGGAGAAGUUGAGAUAUGCAAAAAUCCUUCAAAGUGUAACACUCUGACGGAUUCGGAUUCAUCCGUGACUCAACCAAAAACACCCAAUAGUAGCAGAAGCCCGACACCGGCUUCUGCGUAGCAAUGCUUUGACAAAUUGGUAUAGAAAAGUUUUCUUUUUUUUUAUAGCCAAGAGCAGUGGCGGAUGUAAGAAAAAAUUUUAUUGAGGCGCUUUGGAGAGCAGUAUUAGGUCCGAAGCAUCGUCGUUGAAUCUUUUCUAAAUGUAAUAUUAAAUGACCAAACAAAAAGUAAUUCAUUUA
Molecule: messenger RNA, 1016 nt
Organism: Cuscuta campestris
Lineage: Eukaryota; Viridiplantae; Streptophyta; Magnoliopsida; Solanales; Convolvulaceae
Source: the annotation of a GenBank genome assembly